This is a messenger RNA of Cricetulus griseus (Chinese hamster), 1629 nucleotides long. The record is from RefSeq and is a predicted model, not a curated record. Lineage: Eukaryota; Metazoa; Chordata; Mammalia; Rodentia; Cricetidae.
CAAAGGGAGCACUGGAGACUAGCUGGCCCUGGAGGGGGAGCACUGGAGACUAGCUGGCCCUGGAGGGGCCGCUCUGCUACUACUGUAAACAUUACUCUCAGAAAGUCGAUGCUGCAUCAGAGAAAUUGUGCCAUCCAUAAAGCCGCAUCCUCCUGUUGUGGGCAAAGUGACUCAUCACAGCAUCGAACUGUACUGGGAUCUGGAAAAGAAAGACAAACGGCAAGGACCACAGGAGCAGUGGCUUAGGUUCUCCAUUGAAGAGGAAGACCCCAGGAUGCACAAUUACGGUGUCAUUUACACGGGUUAUUCUACAAAGCAUGUGAUUGAAGGUCUAGAACCAAGGACACUGUACAAAUUUCGACUGAAGGUCACCAGCCCCUCUGGAGAAUAUGAGUACAGUCCAGUCGUCUCGGUAGCUACAACAAGGGAGCCCAUAAGUAGUGAGCACUUCCAUCGUGCUGUCAAUGUGAAUGACGAAGAUCUCCUGCUUCGAAUACUGGAAGGAGGCACUAUAAAGGUGGAUGUCCCCAACAAGUUUGGCUUUACUGCCCUCAUGGUUGCUGCUCAGAAAGGCUAUACCAGGCUUGUGAAGAUCCUAGUUUCCAAUGGCACAGAUGUGAAUCUGAAGAACGGAAGUGGCAAGGACAGUCUCAUGCUUGCUUGUUAUGCGGGGCACCUAGAUGUUGUGAAAUACCUCCGAAGACAUGGAGCUUCUUGGGAUGCUAGAGACCUUGGAGGCUGCUCAGCUCUGCACUGGGCUGCAGAUGGAGGCCACUGCCCUGUGAUUGAUUGGAUGAUAAAGGAUGGCUGUGAGGUGGAUGUUGUAGACACUGGUUCCGGAUGGACACCACUCAUGAGAGUCUCUGCUAUGACAGGAAGCCAGAAGGUAGCUUCUCUCCUCAUCGAGGCCGGGGCUGAUGUGAAUGUGAAGGACAAAGAUGGAAAGACGCCUCUCAUGGUUGCAGUCUUGAAUAAUCACGAACAGCUAGUUCAGUUACUUCUUGAAAAAGGGGCAGAUGCAAGUGUGAAAAACGAGUUUGGCAAAGGUGUCCUAGAAAUGGCCAGAGUUUUUGAUAGACAGAAUGUAAUCUCCUUACUAGAAGAAAGGAAAAAAAAGCUGCCAAGGAAGUCCUCUGUCCACUGACUGAAGCACCACCCGUCUGAGAGACCAACCGAAUGAAAUCGAAAACCCUGACUGGUGGGCUGGACAUGUGACAUGCGGUGUCUCUGAGGCCAAGACGUUUAUUUAUUUAGUUGAAGAUUCACAGUGACUUUUAUGUAACAGGCAACUCUUCCCACAUUGAAAUACAUCUUUUUACCUAAGCACGUGCACAUGUGGUCUCCUCACUGGGCGUCCAUAGAACAGGAAUGUUUUCUUGCCCUGUGCCUUUGCAGUUAGAUGUGAAACCAAAUAUUUAUGUGCUGGCCCUACAGAAUGGUGCCCCUUCCCCCCAAGCUGUCCUCGAGAUGCUCCAGGCCUUACUGGCCUUCUUCUUCUCAUGUGUUUCUUAUUGUCUCUCCCACCCCACUGCAGUCCAGGCUGCUGUCACCUCCCGCAGUGGGGUGCCUCCAAAGCACCCAGGCAGUUUUUCUUAGGUUCUUGGCCUCACAUUAAAGCUCAAAAAUACA